UUGCCUCUCAUCAUACAUUACAUAUAGCUAUUUCCAUAUAAGCAAAGCACAGCACGGCACAUUCUCUGCCUGAAUCUCUUACCUGCCUUACCUACUCCCUUCCAACUCUCUUCAUUUAUUUAUACAACCGUUCCGUUUCAUAACCUGCCCGUCUCUACAAUAAGUUUGCCAUUUCUCUCUCUUUCCUUUCAGAAGGAAACAAUAUGUACGAUCCUCACAGUCACAGCCUUUUCACUACUGAGGAGAAUUGAUAACCAUUCCUACAAUAUUCACCCCCUGCAGCUGUGGUUUUCUCAGUUAACAACAAUUCCUCUUCCCCUCACUCUGACACGAUCAUAUUUUGUACUAACUCUCCAUGAUUUUGUUUUCUUAUUCGUCCAGCGAAUGACGGAGUUCGUACUUUUUGCCUGUAACAGGAGUCCUGGAGUAAAGGGAGUUAAUCUCACAUCAUAAGCAGACACAGCUUUCAGAGCUAAUGUUGCAAACUCUCCGGUCUCCAUGAAGCUACAAUAUGUAUUAAUCCUACAUUUCCUUGUACUGUAUGUUUCAAUAUUAGGUACUGUUGCUGACCUCAAGUCAGAUAAAGAAGCUCUGCUUGACUUCAUUGCUGCUGUCCCUCACAGCCGAAAACUUAACUGGACUAGUGCUUCUUCAGUCUGUAGAUCUUGGGUUGGUAUCACUUGUUCAGAAAAUGAAAGUGGAGGAGUACUUUCGCUGCGUCUCCCUGGCAUGGGAUUAUCUGGCCCCAUUCCAGCCAAUACUCUUGGGAUGAUGAAAGCACUCACUAUUAUUAGCCUCCGAUCCAAUGGCCUUACAGGAAGUCUUCCAGCUGAUAUCGUUUCCCUCCCUUCACUCCGCUACAUAUACCUUCAGAAAAACAAUUUUUCAGGGGAUAUUCCUUCUUCUUUAUCCGUCAAACUUGAAAUCAUUGAUCUUUCUUUCAAUUCCUUUACAGGAAGCAUUCCAAGUGCUGUUCAGAAUUUGACAGAUCUUACUGGGUUGAGCCUACAGAACAACUUCCUCACGGGGUCCAUACCUGUACUUAAACCUCCUAAACUUGAGCAUUUGAAUUUAAGUAAUAACCAGCUUAAUGGUUCCGUUCCAAUUUCCCUCCAGAAGUUCCCAGCUUCAUCUUUCCAAGGGAACACUUGGUUAUGCGGGGCACCUCUGAAUCAGUGCCUCUAUCUUACCCCGUCACCGUCUCCCUCCCCAAGCUUUUUACAGCCUAUUCCUCCUCCAACUUACUUCCCCAUCUCACCAACUGCUUCUGUUCCAUUCCCGAAGUCCAAGAGAUCAUUGAGCACGGGGUCAGUUAUUGCCAUUGCAGUCGCGGCAUCUGCAGGUUCUUUGUUGCUAUUCCUAACUAUAGUUUUGUAUUGUUUGAAGAAACCAAAUGUCCGAGAAGGUAGAAUUAUAUCAAAAGGGAAGGCCUUUAUUAUUGGGAGGGGUGUGAAGCCAAACACGGACUCUGGAAGUGGGGUGCAAGAGGCAGAGAGGAACAAAUUAGUUUUCUUCGACGACUGCCCUCAUAAUUUUAAUCUUGAAGAUUUACUGAGAGCCUCCGCUGAAGUGUUAGGAAAGGGAAGCUAUGGAACUACCUAUAAAGCUAUCUUAGAGGACGGAACAAUAGUGGUUGUGAAGAGGCUAAAAGAUGUAGCUAUCGGGAAAAAAGAGUUUGAGCAACAGAUGGGAACUAUUGGGAGCAUAAGGCAGCAUCAGAAUGUCGUGUCUCUUCGUGCUUAUUACUAUUCUAAGGAUGAGAAACUCCUUGUUUAUGACUAUAUACCUAUUGCCAGCUUGUCCACGCUAUUACAUGGAAAUCAGGACUCCGGCAUAACACUUGACUGGGUGUCUAGAGUAAAAGUAUCCCUUGGAUCUGCCAAGGGUUUUGCUCACAUUCAUUCUGCUGCAGCUGGAAAACUAGUUCACGGCAACAUUAAGUCCUCUAAUAUCCUCCUCACGCACGACCUUGAUGGAUGCAUAUCAGAUUUUGGCCUGAGUCCUCUUCAUGGAUCUGCAAUUAUCCCAUUAAAAAGUGCGGGCUACCGAGCACCUGAAGUAAUUGUAACUAAAGAAGCUACCCAAAAGUCAGAUGUUUACAGCUUUGGCGUUCUCCUGCUUGAAAUACUGACAGGCAAAGCACCAGUUCAGUACCCUGGACAUGAUGAUGUCGUCGACCUCCCCUGCUGGGUCCAAUCUAUUGUUAGGGAAGAAUGGACAGCAGAAGUUUUUGAUGCUGAGCUUAUAAAAUAUCACGAUAUUGAAGAAGAGAUGGUGAAAAUGCUUGAGAUCGCAAUGACAUGUGUUGCAACCCUGCCGGAGAUGAGGCCAAAUAUGCAAGAAGUUGCUGAAUUGAUUGAAAAAAUCCGAACACAAGACACAACAAGCAGACACUCGUCAGAGGAUAACAAGAGUACCCCUUGAGGAUAGAGGCCAAUAUGCCAUAUGAGUACAAAGCAGAUACAGGUUGGAGGACAACAACUAUACCAUAGAUGCAAUAUCAUAUCAGUAAGUUACAAAUAUUGAUAAUUACACCUGAGAAUUGCGUGUAAAUAUAUUGAAUUCAUAACAAGAGUAAUGCUCCAGCCUCCAUGCACAGGAAGGAUUCAAAAAUAUGAAAUGAGUGACCAUGAUUUCUUUAGAUUUUGAAUCGUUAAUUCUACUAGUACCUUCUAUUGUUAAAUAAUCACUUGUUAUUUUGACAACUCCAAUAUUUAAACCAAUGUAGUUGUAUUUGUAUCUUAUUUUUAUCAGCAGAGGUGCUAAACCUAGACAAAUGCAGGAACACAUCAGGUAGAUUACAUUAAUACAUGUUCCAAGUGCUUUGUUCAA
Messenger RNA from Daucus carota subsp. sativus, 2832 nucleotides. RefSeq names its product probable inactive receptor kinase At5g58300. Gene Ontology annotation, biological process: protein phosphorylation. The coding region runs from base 499 to 2424 and encodes 641 amino acids. The transcript is spliced from 3 exons. Gene Ontology annotation, molecular function: ATP binding; protein kinase activity; protein binding. The record is from RefSeq and is a predicted model, not a curated record. Lineage: Eukaryota; Viridiplantae; Streptophyta; Magnoliopsida; Apiales; Apiaceae.